Limulus polyphemus (Atlantic horseshoe crab) is the source of this 1584-nucleotide messenger RNA. RefSeq lists its product as uncharacterized. The transcript has 3 exons. The record is from RefSeq and is a predicted model, not a curated record. The coding region runs from base 73 to 513 and encodes 146 amino acids. Lineage: Eukaryota; Metazoa; Arthropoda; Merostomata; Xiphosura; Limulidae.
GAAGUUUAUAAAAGAGACAUAACUUCGAAUUCUGGGAGAUAACAAAGAGGGAACGUACAUAACACACUUACCAUGUUACAGAAGGUAUUGCUCGUCAUAGCUGUGAAUGUAAUAACCUUGACAGACGUUAGAGGGCAGCUUUCUGCAGUGUCCAACAAGUAUCAUGACAACAACGGAAAUUUUGCUUAUUCUCUCCACACUGAUAAUCACCGCGGAAUUGCUUAUUUCCGAAGAGGACCGACAGCUGGCGCUACGUUAAGCAGUGCUCCUCACCCUGCUGCACUGAUUUCAAGACCCUAUAACAAUCCUCCAGAUGCUGCAGCUUUACCUCCAUCUGGUGGCCAUAUUCCUGUUAAUGUUCGGGCCCCAUUAAAAAAUGUGCCGCUUGCAUUCGCAGCUACCAAUAUACGUACAGACACCGUUCCCGUGUAUCCUCCCGCCAACAGAGACCUGCUUUAUUCACAGGGCUACAUUUAUUUUAAAGAUUUCUUACCAGUACAAGUUCCAUUUUAAGGAGGUAUUGAAAUAUGGUUUCAAGUUAAUAUUAUACAUUUCUUAAAAGAAAAUAGAAAAAAGAGCUCCAACUACGAAACGAUCUACGAGUGAUUUGGGAGUGUGAACGUUCAGACUAACCCCAGCUAACUGAAGCUGACCAAUUGAAAACAAUGUAUCUAAAGGGUUAUAUUUAGAUUAUGCACUACUAACGAGAACUGAUCACUUAAUUAAAAAAAUUAUUCAAACAUUUAUUUUGAGAUUAUCAAUAACUAGUGAAAACCGACCAAUUGAAAACAAUAUAUCUUUACAAUAUAAGUUUAACAUAACAGCAAAUGUACAAAGGUACCUGAUGAUGACAAAACAUUGUCGAAACGUUGUACAUUUGAUGUUAUGUUAAACUUAUAUUAAAGUUUUUCUUCAUUACCCAUUCAAGCCGUCUCCAACCAUUAUUAGUCUCAAAGUGGGUUCCUCGUCAUCGAAUAUUUCUUUACGUUUAUAAUCAGAUUAUCUACAACUAAUGGUUGUGGAUAACAGAUGAAAACAAAAUAUUUUUUUUUAAUAAGACCUAUUAAAGUCGUUACAGUAAACAUGAUGAUUAAAUUCGUUACAGUAAACAUGAUAAUUAAAGUCGUUACAGUAAAAAUUACAAUUAAAGUCGUUACAGUAAACAUGAUAAUGUAAGCCGUUACAGUAAACAUGAUAAUUAAAGUCGCUACAGUAAACAUUAUAAUUAACGUCGUUACAGUAAACAUGAUAAUUUAAGUAGUUACAGUAAACAUGAUAAUUAUUCAUUUUUUCUGAGACUAAUCUCCUUGUGUAACACUUAAAACUACUGCAAGAAUACGAUAUUUUAAAACAUUUUCUGAAUGUUUUGUUUUCUUUUUCCCCAUUGUUUUCGUGAUUACAUAAACUUUACUUUAAAAUCGCAGGUAAAACAAAAUGAUGCUGUUUCUAGAAACGGGUUAACAUCAGAGGAGAGUCCUAUACGUUAAACGGGUUAACAUCAGAGGAGAGUCCUAUACGUUACAGAGUCUUAUGAAUAAGAUUUAAAAAUCUUACAAAUAAGAAAACUUAUUAAGAUAAGUUAAA